Messenger RNA from Cheilinus undulatus (humphead wrasse), 3118 nucleotides. Its product is annotated as PARP1 binding protein. Gene Ontology annotation, biological process: negative regulation of double-strand break repair via homologous recombination. Gene Ontology annotation, cellular component: chromatin. The record is from RefSeq and is a predicted model, not a curated record. The coding region runs from base 119 to 1849 and encodes 576 amino acids. The transcript has 11 exons. NCBI's taxonomy places the organism in Eukaryota, Metazoa, Chordata, Actinopteri, Labriformes, Labridae.
GCGGUAAACGUCAUCGGUGAUUUAAAAUUUCAAAACAGCUGCUUCCAGUGGUAAACGUGUGCCCAAGACGCCGAUCGACUCUAUAUCCAAGGGUAAAUUGGAGGCUUUACAUGACAGUAUGAAGGUGCUGGUUAAAGUUUUCAGGAGGGAGUGCCACAGGGUAUUAGACUCUGAAAGGACCACCGUUCAUGGAGCUGAUGGCAUGCUGAUGAUGCUGCAGCUGGCUAUGGCUGAAGUUCAUAAGCAGCACGGCGGAGAGUUCAAAGCGGCUCUGAGUGAUGUCCUGAUGGCCUGGAAACACUUACUGUUAGACAAACUUCACCUGCCACCCCCUAACUCUGCAUGCUUGGAGAACUAUGAUCUCAUCCGGAGGGCUUACGAAUCCUUCCUGAAACGCUCCAACACGGUGGACCUGGUUGAUAUCUUCUCCAUGUACAAACAGCUGAGGCUGGCCGACUCGGAUCCAGAUGAGCCUGUGAGCCCGAUCCAGAUGUUUGACUUCUUAUCUGGCAACAUGGAGGUCCCUGGGUUGCCAGACUCUUCACUCCUGUCAACGCCAUCUAGUCAAAGCAGACGCUGCAGCUCACAGGUGAAAAUGGCAGUGAGAAGGGUUUUCUGCUCCUAUCUCAGUCUGCUCGUGAACUCCAAAAACGACAUGGCCUUGGCGCUAACCCUCGACGUCCCCAGCAGAGCCCUUGGACGGCAGGCGUUCACAGACAUAAAGCACGCCGCACAGAACAACAACACGUCUCUCUUCUUGGCUGUGACGUCUUUUGUGAGAGCCAUCCAGCUCGGAGGGAAGGGCUAUGCUCCGGCUGAGACCAACCCGCUGAGAAAGCAUGUCAAAGGCCUGUCAGAGUUCGUCCAGUUUCUUGACAACCUGGAAGAAAUACUGGGGGAGAUUCCUGACCCAAGUGUGUGUGGGGCCAGGCUGGUGAUGGCCAUCAGGGCGGCUCUCGUGAAAGGACGCAGCAGUGGAGACGCCGUUUACGCCGCAGCAGAGGAGACGACAACAGAGCUGAAGGAGAGAAUCUGCCAGAUCCACCAAAUCCAGAAGGAGAACGCUAAUGGAAGCGGGACAGGGAUAAGCCCUGCCAGGCCAAAAGCUUACGCAGUCAAUCAUGCCACAGCCUACGGAGGUCGGGACACGGUGAAGGUGCUGCUGGCACUGCUGGAUGAAGAAGCUCUGACUCCUCUGUGUCAGAAUAAAGCAGACCUGCUGUCUGAGGAUCAGCCUAUUCUCAGUGGAGCUGAAGGCACCUGCAUCCUCAUGCUGUUCAGAUCCCCUGAAGUGUCCACUGGAUCUUCUCCAGAACCUCUAAAGAACCGAGUCCAGAGCCGGCUAGACCUGCUCAAACCCAAGCCCAAAGAGCGAGUCAUUCGAUCCCAGUUUGCCUGCACAUACAAAGAUGAAGAGCUGCCUCUGAACCGUGUGCUAGAGUUCCCCAGCACCAGCCAGGUCCCUACCUGUGUGCACCCAGCACCAAAACCCAGUCCUGCUGUGGAUGAGGAGUGCAGCUCUGAUGUGGAGGAGACAGCCACAGACAAGCCUGCUCCUGCCUCUGAAAAUAAGAAACAGAGCGGGGAACAGCAGGGAGUCGCUCUCAAGCCAAGAAGUGGAAAUGCCCAAAACAGAGUCGGAGGAAGCAGAAAGAAGACGGGGGCUCAGAUUCAAAACAAGGGCAACAAGAGGAAGCAGGUGGAUUCUGAGCAGCAUGGGGGAUCCGAAAAUGAGCCUCCGCAGAAAAAACAGCCAGCGAAAAUACCCUGCAAGAAUGCGGGCAAGACCUUAAGUAAGAAGAAGCUGAUAGCAGGGCAGGGAACACUCACCAGCUUCUUCAGGGUUUAAUGAUCGUAUGCACUGGUCUCACUUUAUUACAAUAGAAGGACUUCAUGUGAAGUGACAAAUCUUAUGCAAUAUGUAAGGCUGCACCAGUGCAUCAGUUUAACACCUGUAUCACACGACAUCAGCCCACUGGCUGAUAAUCAGCCCUGAUUUUCACAAUUGCCCCAUCUCUAACAGCCUAAAUAUCCCCUCUAAGGCUGCAGAUAAUGCUGCUUUUCAGUUUUAGUUGAUCUUUAUUUAUUUCUCUUUAUUAUUAUUUUUUUGUUUCCCAAAAACAAAUGAUUACAUAAAAAUCUGUGCACUUUUUCGUUAUAUUUUUUGAUUAAAAAAAGGAAGAUUAAAGAAGAGAACACUGGGACUGUAACAUUCUUUUUUCCUACAUAUGCAACCCCCUGCAAGUGUUAGGAAAAAGAAUGUUACAUCACUUGUGUUCCGUUCUUUGAUCUUAUUUUUUGAUCAGAACACAAAAACAGAAACAACCAAUCGCCAGGGAAAGUAAAGCAAAAACAAUGUCAGGAGUGAUAAGUCAUAUGAUUUUUUUUUCUUUUUACGAUUUAUUAAUGACUUUCAGUGUAUGCCCCAGUCCUGGUAAAUAUGUUUUAUAACUCUAACUGGAGUCCUCCCCAUCCUUGUAAAUUAAGCUAAAGCUAGCAGACGAUUAGCUUAUAUAUGAGCAUGAGUUGGUGUUUCUUUUGCGUGAAAACUGCAGAGGAUAAAGAAAGCAAGGUAGCAGCGCAAAAAUGUGUUAAAUUUAAAGCAUUUACGGCACAUAUUUUAAAGCAAGCCAAACUAUUUUCCUAAAAAAUCCACUUUCUGUGCCAAAUUAAGCCAACCAUCACCUAGCCCUAGCUUUAUACUAAAGCUUUAAACACACCAGAAGAUUUUUUAAAAUUUUAACCAAUUUCUAAAACGUGAGACCUCACAUGGCAUCAAUCUAACUUUAUGCUUCACAUUUACUACCAUUGCUGUGGCUGUGUUUGUUGUGCUUCCUCAUUCAGUCACUUUGCCUCCUGAUUGGCUGUCGUUCCAUUCCAUGCAGUGAUUCACAGUGUGUGCUCACCUGUCCUCUGUGUAACCCUCACACAACGGGAUUUAUUAAUGGAAAACAAAAUAAUGGGAGUUCAUACAUGGUUGGUACUUCCCUUCACCAAGACCAGCUCCACUUCAGCUGUAUUCAGCAUCCACUUGUAUAGUUUGUAUUUAACCAAUGAGAUUCUACUGUAAAUAUGACGCCAAAUUUUCUGUUUUAAUAAACUUUUAUUUUGUUUUAGA